Auanema sp. JU1783 is the source of this 654-nucleotide messenger RNA. NCBI's taxonomy places the organism in Eukaryota, Metazoa, Nematoda, Chromadorea, Rhabditida, Rhabditidae. The record is from the annotation of a GenBank genome assembly.
AUGAGCGAACUCCGCUCUACUUUGGGCGAAAGAAUUCGUUUGAAUGUUGGCGGUGUCAUUUUCGAAACUUCCGUCUCGACUCUCUCCAAGUUCCAGCCAUCUUUCUUGUCAACCAUAAUUGAGCAACGAUGGAAAGGAGAACAACAGGAAAUCUUUAUUGAUCGAGAUCCAACACAUUUUCCGAAGGUUCUGAACUUUUUACGGGAUGGAAUAGAGUUUCAGCCGCCCAAAGAUCCAGACUCGCUGGAGGAACUACGUCGAGAAGCUCAGUUCUAUGGUUUAACCCAACUCCAAACACUUUGUACUACAAGUGAAUUGAUGGUUGGAGAUAUAAUUCAAUGGAAACAUGAAGCCAUUCCCCUCUAUUGGCGCCCAUUCAUACGCUAUCUCGUUGACGAUUCUUUAUCACUCCCUUUCAUAUUUGACAGGAAUAAUCAUACAUUAGCUCGUUGCAUAGCAUGCGAGGAAUAUCAGGACCCCAAGUGUUCAUAUCUGUUUGACAUCAACUAUCUCGAUUGGGAACCUAUGAAGCACCACAUGACAGUCAUGAAAGGUGAAAUCACUCAGUUGAUGGGAAAUCACUGUUGUAUCAUCGAAUGGGAGAAUGGUCAAUCUAUCCAUAUACCCAAGUCUGCACUCCGAAAAGUGAUAUAA